CAGUGUGUGGAGCAGCUUUGUCUCAGAAGGAGCUCUGAGCCGAGCUGAACACCAGAGAAGCCCCGAGGAACCCCCUGAGGAACCCUGAGGAACCCCGGAGACGCCGCGACGUCGUUUCGGGGGCUGGAGACCAGCCGUCAACUCUAAUAACGGAUUCUGUAACGGAUUAAGACGGUCCGGAAAGUGGAAAGUGGCCUUUUUGUCUCUUCUUUACUGGAACAGAUUCUUACAGGGAUUUUCUUUUACCAGCUGGAUGAUAUGCCUGAGCAGACCCAAGCACUCACGCUGAUCACUCUUGGGACAUAACUCAAAAAUCAACUUAAAAAAGAAGCGAAAUCAGGAUUAAUAUUCUUCAGGAGUGCACGUGGAUUUAUAUUACCAGGGUUUUUUACUGUUCCCUUUUUCUGGAUUGCAUGGCUGUUGGUUUUAUCCUAUGAUUGUAUGAGAGUGGGUAGAGCAGAGCGGGGACCGAGGAGGAGCUGUGCCAACCUGGAACAUGGUGCCUAAUAUUUGCCCGCCAGUGCCCUUCCUGCCUAAUUGGCUGCCUCUCCUGCUAAUGCUGGGCUGCAUGGUGUUUUCCUCGCAGGCAGACAGCAUGCCAACUUUCGUAAAGACCCCCGAGGACCAGACGGGUAUUUCGGGCGGGGUGGCGUCGUUCGUGUGCCAGGCGGUGGGAGACCCCAAACCCAGGAUAACGUGGAUGAAGAAGGGGAAGAAAGUCAGCUCUCAGAGAUUUGAGGUAAUAGAGUUUGAUGGGGGCUCGGGUUCGGUUCUCCGGAUCCAGCCGCUGAGAACUCACCGAGACGAGGCCAUAUACGAGUGUACCGCCACCAACAGCGCCGGAGACAUCAACACCAGCGCCAAGCUCACUGUGCUGGAAGAGAACGAUAUUCCCAAUGGUUUCCCCACUAUUGAUAUGGGUCCUCAGCUGAAAGUGGUGGAACGGACUCGAACCGCCACCAUGCUUUGCGCCGCCAGUGGAAUCCCCGACCCCGAGAUCUCCUGGUUCAAAGACUUCCUACCCGUCGACAUCAACAGCAGCAACGGGCGAAUCAAGCAACUGCGCUCAGGGGGUUCACCAAUCCGAGGAGCUCUGCAGAUCGAGAACAGCGAAGAGUCGGACCAGGGGAAGUACGAGUGUGUGGCGAUGAACAGCGCCGGGACCCGGUACUCCGCACCCGCCAACCUCUACGUCCGCGUGCGGAGGGUCCCGCCCCGUUUCUCCAUCCCACCGACCAAUCAGGAGGUGAUGCCGGGGGGCAGCAUUAACCUGACCUGCGUGGCGGUGGGGGCGCCCAUGCCCUACGUGAAGUGGAUGGUGGGUGAGGUGGAGCUCACUAAGGAGGAGGAGAUGCCCAUCGGCAGGAACGUUCUGGAGCUCACCAACAUCCGCCAGUCUGCCAACUACACCUGCGUCGCCAUCUCCUCCCUGGGCAUGGUGGAGACCGUGGCACAGGUCACGGUUAAAGCUCUUCCUAAACCCCCGACGUCUUUGACGGUGACGGAAACGACGGCGACCAGCGUGACCCUGACGUGGGACUCCGGGAACCCCGAACCCGUCUCGUAUUAUAUGAUCCAGUACCGGUCCAAAGCCACGGACAACAGCUUCCAGGAAGUGGACGGCGUGGCGACGACGCGCUACAGCAUCGGCGGGCUCAGCCCGUACUCUGAGUACGAGUUCCGGGUCAUGGCGGUCAAUAACAUCGGCCGCGGUCCCCCCAGCGACCCCGUGGAGACCCGGACCGGCGAGCAGGCACCAUCCUCGCCGCCCCUCAGCGUCCAGGCCCGCAUGCUCAGCGCCAGCACCAUGCUGGUCCAGUGGGAACCGCCGGAGGAACCGAACGGCCAGAUCCGAGGAUACAGGAUCUACUACACCACCGACCCGGACGCCCAACUCAGCGCCUGGCACAAACACAACACCGACGACAGCCGUCUCACCACCAUCUCCGGCCUCAUCACAGACGUCACCUACAGCCUCCGCGUCCUCGGCUUCACCUCUGUCGGGGACGGACCUCCGUCAGACGUCCUGCAGGUCAAGACUCAGCAGGGAGUUCCAGCUCAGCCGUCCGGGUUCGAGGCCGAGACGGAACUGGACACUCGGAUCAUGCUGAAGUGGCUCUGGCCCGUCCAAGAUCCCAUCACCAAAUAUGAGCUCCAGUACUGGGAGGACGGAUCAGACAGCAAGAUCCUGGUGACCUUCGAUCCGGCUGGUUUCUACGCAGUGGAAGGUCUAAAACCCGAUACGCUCUACAAGUUCUCCCUGGCGGCUCGAUCCGACAUGGGCCUGGGGGUCUUCACCAAGCCCAUCGAAGCCAGAACCGCCCAAUCCACCCCCUCGGCCCCCCCUCAGGACGUCCGCCUGGAGAGUCUGAGCUCCACCAGUAUAAAGGUGAGUUAUGUGGCCCCGCCCGCCGCCAGUCGCCACGGCGCCAUCGUGCGCUACAGCAUUAGCUACCAGGCGGCGAGCGGCGAGGACACCGAGCGGCACGAGGUGAAGGACAUCGGGGUGGACACCCUCAGCUACGUGCUGGACGGGCUGGAGAAGUGGACGGAGUAUAAGGUGUGUGUGAGGGCCCACACUGACGUGGGCCCCGGCCCCGAGAGCCCGGCGGUACGGAUCAAAACCAGGGAGGACGUGCCCGGCGCUCCGCCCCGGAAGCUGGAGGUGGAGGCUCUGAACUCCACGGCCAUCCGGGUGACCUGGAAACCGCCGCUGUCCAACAAGCAGCACGGUCAGAUCCGCGGCUACCAGGUGAUCUACUCCCGGCUGGAGAACGGAGAACCGCGGGGGCAGCCCAACAUCCUGGACGUGGCGCUACCGGAAGCUCAGUGGAAAAAUGACGAGUCCACGGAAUAUGAGGCCGUCAUCACCGGGCUGCUUUCGGAGACGUCCUACUCGGUUACCGUGGCAGCGUAUACCACCAAGGGGGACGGAGCUCGGAGCAAGGCCAAGGUCAUCAAAACCACCGGAGCAGUGCCCGGCAAGCCCACCAUGAUCAUUAGCACCACAGUGGGCAACACGGCGCUAAUCCAGUGGCAGCCUCCUAAAGACAUGGUGGGGGAGCUGGUGGGCUACCAGUUACGCUACAAGCGCGUGGACGAGGAAGCCUUCACCGUACGCGAGCUUCGUCGCACCGACGACCACUACACCGUUACCGGGUUGUACAAGGGCGCCACCUACACCUUCCACCUGAGCGCCCGCAACCGCGCCGGCAACGGCGAGGAACACGUGAAGGAGAUCAGCACCCAGGAGGAAGCUCCCAGCGGGUUCCCGCUGAACUUUAGCGUGGUGGGGCUGACCACGACAACCACCCGGCUCACCUGGGAGCCCCCCGCCCUGUCGGAGCGCAACGGACGCAUCGUCAACUACGUGGUGGUCUACCGGGACAUUAACAGCCAGCAGAACAGCACCAACAGCACCGCCGAGACCCAGAUGACCAUCCACGGCCUCAAACCCGACACCACCUACGACAUCCGAGUCCAGGCCUUCACCAGCCGAGGAGGCGGACCCAUCAGCCCCAGCAUCCAGAGCAGGACCAUGUCCACCUCACCUGCGUUCGCCACGAGUUUUGGCGUGAAAGCCGUGAUGAAGACGUCGGUGCUGCUGACCUGGGAGCUGCCGGAAAACUUCAAAUCCCAAGUGCCUUUUAAGAUUCUGUAUAAUCAGCAGAGUGUGGAGGUUCAGGGGAAUCUGAAGAGGAAGUUGAUCACCGGUUUGAAGCCCGACACUAACUACUCCUUCGUCCUGAUGAGUCGAGGGAACAGCGCCGGAGGUCUACAGCAGCAGGUAUCCAUCCGUACGGCCCCCGACCUUCUAAAGACCAAACCCUUCGUCCUCAACACCGACCAGGCCAGUGCCGGGAAGCUCACCAUCAACCUGCCCAGAGUACCAAUCACAGCACCCAUCAGGUGGUAUUAUAUCGUGGUGGUACCGGGUUCUCUGACGUCGUCACGCCGGUGGGAAAACCCGGAUGAGAUGGAGCUGGAUGAGCUCCUGGAGACCAGUAGUGAAGGUCCUCUCCUGAGACGCCGGCGGCGUCACUCUGACGUGUCCCGGCCGUACAUCGCCGCCAGAUUAACCACCCUGCCCAACACCUUCACCCUCGGAGACCAGAAACACUACAGCGGCUUCUACAACCGACCCGUCCCCAACAACCAGCCCUACCUCUGCUUCGUCAUGGCCGAGCUCAAGGACCAGUACCUGCCCACCGCCAACGAGAAACAGCGGAUGUUCUCGGCCAGUCCGUACUCGGACCCGAUCGCGGUGGCAAGUAACGGUAACGUGUCGCGCAGUGUGGAGCAGCCGGAGAUGCUGUGGGUGAUGGGUCCAGUUCUGGCCGUGGUUCUCAUCAUCAUCAUCGUCAUCGCCAUCCUCCUGUUCAAAAGCAGCAAACAGGAGAGGAAACGGGCGUCGCCCUUACCUAAAGAUGAGCACCUGGGCGGAGUUAAAGACUCUCUGCUGGCGAAUUCCUCCGACCCUGUAGAGAUGAGGAGGAUCAACUACCAGACACCAGGUCCCAGCUCCUCCUGCUGUCCCAACACUCCAAGAAUGAGGGAACACCCGCCCAUCCCCGUGAGCGACCUCGCCGACCACAUCGAGCGCCUCAAAGCCAACGACGGCCUACGAUUCUCUCAGGAGUACGAGUCCAUUGAUCCCGGCCAGCAGUUCACCUGGGAAAACUCGAACAUGGAGGUCAACAAGCCUAAGAACCGCUACGCCAACGUCAUUGCCUACGACCACUCCCGAGUCAUCCUGACCUCAGUGGAUGCUGUUCCAGGUAGCGACUACAUCAACGCUAACUACAUUGACGGGUAUCGGAAGCAGAACGCCUACAUCGCCACCCAGGGCCCACUGCCAGAGACCCUGAGCGAUUUCUGGAGGAUGGUGUGGGAGCAGAGGACCAGCACCAUCGUCAUGAUGACCCGACUGGAAGAGAAAUCAAGAGUUAAGUGUGACCAGUACUGGCCAAUCCGAGGCACGGAGACGUACGGGAUGAUCCAGGUGACCAUGCUGGACACGGUUGAGCUGGCCACGUACAGUGUGCGCACGUUUGCGCUUUAUAAGAACGGCUCCAGCGAGAAGCGAGAGAUCCGGCAGUUCCAGUUCAUGGCCUGGCCAGACCACGGUGUGCCCGAAUAUCCCACCCCCAUCCUGGCCUUCCUGCGCCGGGUCAAAGCCUGCAACCCUCCAGACGCCGGACCCAUGGUGGUGCACUGCAGCGCCGGAGUGGGCCGGACCGGCUGCCUCAUCGUCAUCGACGCCAUGCUGGAGCGCAUGAAGCACGAGAAGUCGGUGGACAUCUACGGUCACGUGACCUGCAUGCGCUCUCAGAGGAACUACAUGGUGCAGACGGAGGACCAGUAUGUCUUCAUUCACGAAGCCCUGCUGGAGGCGGCGACCUGCGGCAACACCGAGGUCCCCGCCCGCAACCUGUACGCCCACAUCCAGAAACUCAGCCAGCCGCCGCCCGGAGACACCGUCACCGCCAUGGAGCUGGAGUUCAAGAGACUGGCGAACUCUAAAGCCCACACCUCGCGCUUCAUCAGCGCCAACCUGCCCUGCAACAAGUUCAAGAACCGGCUGGUGAACAUCAUGCCUUUCGAGACCUCCAGAGUGUGCCUGCAGCCAAUCAGAGGCGUGGAGGGGUCCGACUACAUCAACGCCAGCUGCAUUGACGGAUACAGACAGCAGAAGGCCUACAUCGCCACGCAGGGUCCCCUCGCCGAGACCACCGAGGACUUCUGGAGGAUGCUCUGGGAGCACAACUCCACCAUCGUAGUGAUGCUGACCAAACUCAGAGAGAUGGGACGGGAGAAGUGCCAUCAGUACUGGCCGGCCGAGCGCUCCGCACGCUACCAGUACUUCGUGGUGGAUCCCAUGGCGGAGUACAACAUGCCUCAGUACAUCCUGAGGGAGUUCAAAGUCACAGACGCCAGGGAUGGCCAAUCGCGAACCAUUCGCCAGUUCCAGUUCACUGAUUGGCCGGAGCAAGGAGUGCCAAAGACUGGUGAGGGAUUCAUCGAUUUCAUUGGCCAAGUGCACAAAACCAAGGAGCAGUUUGGGCAGGAUGGACCAAUCACUGUGCACUGCAGUGCGGGGGUGGGCAGGACCGGGGUCUUCAUCACGCUGAGUAUAGUGCUGGAGAGGAUGAGGUACGAGGGCGUGGUCGAUCUGUUCCAGACUGUAAAAACCCUCCGAACACAGAGACCUGCCAUGGUGCAGACCGAGGAUCAGUAUCAGCUGUGUUACCGGGCUGCUCUGGAGUAUCUGGGGAGUUUUGAUCACUAUGCAACGUAACGGAACCGCUCUCGGACCCGCGGCCCCCCGGACCGGAACCGUCAGGAGUACCUAACACUCCUGCUGAGCCACCGUCCACACAGACCACCCUCACCCCCCAGAACCGAACCAGUGGGGCUGAAUAUUCCGCCGACUGCUCCACCAAUCGCAGCGGCCCAUUCUGACUGGAACACCCAGAUUUAUCAGAUUUAACCAAGUUACGAAGUUUCGUAGUCAACGACAACGACAACUCUCCUCCAGAAGCAACAGAUUUCGCUUGUUUUUUGUUUUUGAGAACAUUAUUAAACGUCUCCAGCUCACAAUGCCACUCAUUUUCGAAAGCUACUGGUAGCAUUUUUAUAUAGAUUUUUAUUUUGUUUUGUAAUUUUUAUUCAAGUUCACAUUGUCAUUGUUGAUGAUAUUAUUAUUUCUUGAAAUCAUUUAGAAUAAUUUUGUUUUUUAAUAAUCAUUUAACGUGAUUUUCUUGCCACAAUAAAAAAAAUCCGGAUAAAAAGGAGGAUUAUUGGAGGAUACUUUCAGGUAGUGUACCUCCUGGUGAGAGAACGUUGAGUUUUUGCCGAAGUUAAAAGUCAAAAAAUUAAACUUUUUUUUUUAUCUCCAUCUCAUAAUGCCACUCAUUUUUGAAAGCUACUGGUAGCAUUUUUUUUUAUAUAUAUAUAAUUUUUUGGUCAUUUUUAAUCAAGUUCACCUUGUCGUUGUUGUUAUUGUUAUGUAAUUCAACUUAAAAAAUAUUAUUAUUUCUUGGAAUAAUUUAGAAUAAUUGGGUUUUUUCAUUGUUUUAAGUUUUUGUUUAAUGUAUCAUUUAGCAUAAUUAUCUUGCCACAAUCAGAAAAUCCAAUUAAAAAAAAGGUUCUCAGAGGAGAAUCUCGGGUAGUGUUCCUCCUGGUGAGAGAUCGUUCCUUCCUCCAGAAGCGAGAUUUUUUUUUUUCGUCUUUUUUUUUUUUUUUGAGAAAUUUUACGGUUAAACGAAAUUUAAUCGUUUUUUUUUUUUGUUUGUUUUGUGUCUUUUUUUUUCUCAUCUUCACACAGCCACUCGUUUUAAAAAGCUACUGGUAGCAUUUAAUUUUUUUAUAUAUUUUUUUUUUUCUUAAAUCAAAAUUUUCACAUUGUUUUUCCUGUUGUUGUUCUAUAACUUGACGAUAUUUUUAUUUUCUUGGAAAAUUUAGCUUUUUUUUUUUUUAGAAUUUCUUUAAAAAUAAUAAUCAUUUAACAUAAUUGUCUUUUGUCUUAACAGCCUUUUUCUGGGUCUCUGUUUUUAUUUUAUUUUUUUCUACGUUUUCUGCAUUUUCCACGACAGGUACUGUGUUUUACUGUACAUUUCUCCUUUUUUUUUUCAAAUUUCUUUUAUUUUAUAGGUUAUUUUAGCACAAGGGACAUGUAUUUUUAACACGUCUCUCGAUACUAACACUGGGGGACCUGUGGGUUCUCUGAGCUGCUGUCUGUUUUACUGUUUUAUUACCGUUUUAUUGAUUUACUUUAUAACGUUUUACUUUAUAACAUCUAUUAUUAUGAUUUCUAUUGUUUCUUUUAUCUUUUUUUAUUUUUAUCUUGAUUUUCUUUAUAUAUAUGUCUAUAACUGUUGGUUAUUGGUGAAAUCGGAGGGGUUGCUUUGGAAAAGCCGAAAAGCCUUGUUUUAAUUUUCUUUUUUUUUCUAUGAUUUCUUUUGUAUUUUUACGGUACUAAAUAUAUAGAUAUAAAUAUUAUAUACUGAACGUAACCCUGGAGGAAGGUUUAUUGAUACUGAAUGAAUGACAUGCAAGAAAGACUAAAUAUAAAAAAAAAUAAUAAUAAAAAAAAAUUCAAUGCUGAAUAUAUAACGAUAAUUCUGAGGAUAUAUAUGUAUUUAAAUAUAUAUAUAUAUAUAGAAAAAGAGAGCGAUCAGUUCAGCACUGUACAGAAACAGAAGCAGGAGGUCAAUUUUCACGGGACACUACAAACUGUACAGUAUUGACCACUCCCCCAAAAAGGGCAAAAAGCAAAAAAAAAAAAAAAAGACUCCUGCAUAAGUCGCCCCAACUGACCCGAUACCCCUUUUUAUACGGAAAUAUAGAUAUAUAAAUAUAUAAAUACGAAGAAUUAUAAAUACUACUAUUCAUAUAGUAUAUCUACAGCUUCAGAUAUAUCGUCAGUCACCCUCUCGACGGAAGUUAUCGUGGAAUUUCACCGAAAUAAAGGACAAAAACGCUGCGAGACUGACGUCCGUCAACCUGUAUCCACGGUAUAAAGUUAUAUCUACUGUAUUCUCAUCACCCCGGACGGGGGGCGGGGCCUUCGAAGGGGGCGGGUCAGCACGCACUCGGCGGGGGCGGACCCUCGGCCAAGGUGCUGAUUUUUACCUUGUGGAAUAUUAGUGCUGUAGGGGUUCACUCUGUUGUACACAAGUCUGUUUUCUAUUGUUAAUAAGAAAAAAACUGGAAUUCAAUUGUUCGGGACAAAAGAAAAACUUGAUGUUAAUAAAGUUGAAUAAUUGUU
Astyanax mexicanus (Mexican tetra) is the source of this 8770-nucleotide messenger RNA. It is a transcript of the gene ptprfb, whose product is annotated as protein tyrosine phosphatase receptor type Fb. Bases 497 to 6298 code for a protein of 1933 amino acids. The record is from RefSeq and is a predicted model, not a curated record. The transcript has 36 exons. Gene Ontology annotation, biological process: protein dephosphorylation. Lineage: Eukaryota; Metazoa; Chordata; Actinopteri; Characiformes; Acestrorhamphidae. Gene Ontology annotation, molecular function: protein tyrosine phosphatase activity; protein binding.